Messenger RNA from Cutaneotrichosporon cavernicola, 1845 nucleotides. RefSeq lists its product as uncharacterized. The coding region runs from base 1 to 1845 and encodes 614 amino acids. The transcript is spliced from 3 exons. NCBI's taxonomy places the organism in Eukaryota, Fungi, Basidiomycota, Tremellomycetes, Trichosporonales, Trichosporonaceae. The record is from RefSeq and is a predicted model, not a curated record.
AUGACGAGCGGCGAGGACACGCCUGGCAGCAGCUACCCCGACGCGUUACCUGACGCGCUGACCCCACCGCGUCCCCAGAUCGAGGUCCUCGAGAUAGACGCGUAUCCGCCCGAACUGGCGCCCCACGGCAGUAUAACGAAGGACGACAUUGCCGCCGACCCCAUCCUUCGCGACCUGGCCGAAGGCGAGAACCUUCGAUACUCGGGUCUCGGGCCACGCCUGAGCAAGUCGGCUGCCCUUCGCAUGGGCCUCAAAUGGGAAGAUCCGCGCGAGCACAGACGCGUGAGCGGCGAAGAGGUGCCCGUCAACUUUGACAAUGUGCCGGGUCAUAAGCGCGUUGGGCUUGCUCUGAACGUCUCGUCGCUCGCUGAGCCAAGCGUCGCACCACGCCUUAACCGCGCGGCAAUGCUGCGUGCUGGCAAGACGGUCGAGGAGGUCGAGGUCAAGGACCGUGCUGAGAUGGCCGCGAUCAACAAGGCGCGUGGGGCGGCUGAACGCGCCGAACGCCGCAAGUCUUUACCCCGCCCCACGUCCCUCCUCCUCCCCGCCCAACUGCCACGGCAGAACCGCGCCGCCCUCCUCCGCGCUGGCCAGAACUUAGGCAAGGCACGGCCCUACGACGCGCGCGAGAUGGCAGAGAACGCCGCGCGGAACAAGGCCCGCGAGGCUGCCGAGUAUGCCGAGCGCCGCCGCACCAUCCAGGUGCCCGCCAGUCUCAGCGCUCCUGCGGUUGCUCCCCGUGCUAACCGUGCGAGUCUCCUGCGUACUGGGCCUGAAAGCGGAGCCCCUCCUCGCCCGCCUAGAAGCAACAUGCGGCCGGUCAGCGCGUUGUCCAACACUUCGGCGUCGUCCCGCUCGACCUCGGGAAACAGCUUCAAGACAGCCGGCGAUCGCGCACUGGCAGGCAAGCUCGAGGCGGCGAACGCGGCGGCCGAAAAGGCCAAGGCCGAGGCCGAGCGCAAGGAAAACGCGGCGCGGCGGCGUCAGACUAUGGCUGCGCUGCCGACAGGCGAGGCGGCUGGUCCCGCCGCUCUUACCUACAACGAGGAGAAGGCUGCGGCAGAGCGUGCUGCGUUACGCCGCAUCGCAGCGAAGAGGGAGGAGGAAGCACGGCUGGCAGCUGAAAAGGCGGCACAGGACCGCGCGGACCGCGAGCGCAUCGAGAAGCGCCGGAGCAUGACACUGGGCCGCGCAACGGGCUUGAGCGCCGCGCAUGCGAUCAAGGAGGUUCCCGAACCCGAGCCAGAGUCCGAGACCGCCGAUGAGCGUGAGGCCCGCGAACGCGUCUUCCGCCGCCAAACCUUCGGCACCGCCCCGCCAAGUAUGGGUGUGGCGCUACAGCGCGAGUCGAUGGUUUCCGCCGAUAUGCGAAACCACGACUCGGUGCGUUCCCCAGAGAGGCGAAACAGGGACUCUCUCCGCUCUCUCAACAACCCCACCAUCCCUCCCCGCCCCAACCGCUCCUCCCUCCUCCUCGAACGCGACGGACAGGGGGUCGCGCUCUCCCGCAUAUCCUCGACGGCCAACACGCGUUCCCGGAGCGCCAGUAAUGCGGCCAGCGAACGCUCCGAUGCCGGAAUCAAGACGUCCUCUCCCAAAAAGCGCGCACCCAUGACCACGCCAUCCAAGUUCAUCGCGCCGCGUCCGGCACCCCCACCACCGCGCGGAAGACCCGUCAGCACGAUCAACUUUGCGCUCCCCGAGGUCCGGCGGGAGGAGAAGAAGACGGGGUUAUUGGGGAGAUUACUGAACCGCAACUCUGUCAUUGGGGCACCAGCGAGCCGGCCGGGCAUGGGGUCGAAUAAGCGGGCGAGCGUGAUCAGUGCGCCUAGUCCGCAGCUGUAG